ACGCAGUCGGGUCAUCGACGGUUGUCAAUAGCUGCAUUGUUCACUGUAUUCUGCACAGCAAUGAUGCGAGUACUUGUUGCUUUGUUAGUAUUUCAGGAGGUUUUGAACACUGUUUGGUGUUCUAGGCCUACYAAGCCUAGCGAGAAACUCUUAUUUUCCAAGACAUUACCCAACAAUGUCUACAGUACCGUAUCAAUCACAGGUAACCGAGCAGGCAACAUGAUGCCUUCCAUUGGAAACGGCUUCAUCGGUACGGUAAUCUUUAGCGAUACAGUCCAUGUAUCUGGGUUGUUUAACGGUAAAGCGUACUCUAAAGGUUAUCCAAUCUACCCCAUUAACAGAACACAUCACACACAUCGAGCUAGACUACCAUCUACUUGUGCCAUCAAUUUCACAGUACUUGAUGUGUUAGGGGGCUACACRGCGUAUGGGUUGAACAUCACCGAAGGRGUAUUCUACAGAUGGUUCCAAGCMGAGGAAGGKAACGGUUCUUCRGGUUCUUUGGACAUUGAACAACGCAUUUAUGCGCAUCGUCAAUGGAGAAAUCUUUUAGUUAAUGAGAUAACCAUUAAAAACUACUUUGAACGAAAUCUAACAAUUAAUUUAACCAAUAACUUUGGUGAGYUCUCAAAGGAUAUCGCAUUUACACAAUACACCGUGGAUAAGAAAACAGAGAUGGAAAUGGCCUACGGCAGGAUAUCAAAAGCAGAAGAAGUGGACAGUCUCAAGUCUAAUGUAGCUCUAGCAUUUCACGACAUUCCAGASCAAAUCCAAAUAGCAGCGUCUGACUGGAGAACGUGGUACUUCAUCUCAGCGGCUGCCACUAGUGUUGACACACUAUUUGAUCCUUGGCGCCAGGCCGAGGGAACAUGGAAAGAGGCCUUAAGAAAACAAAGAUAUUUACUAUGGCAUCACAGAAAAGCUUGGGAAGAAAUAUGGAAUUCCGGCAAAAUUGAUAUCGAAGGCAACCUUGAGCUAUCCCAGGCUGUCUAUGGUAGCAUGUACUAUAUUCUCAGCUCGAUCAGGUCUGAUUGGCCUUAUGGUCUAAGUCCGGGGGGUCUAUCUGGGGGAGAGGAAUACAUGGGGCAUACAUUUUGGGAUCAGGAUAUCUGGAUGUAUCCAUUUUUGGUCUUGUUGUAUCCUGAUUUAGCCAGAGCUUCAUUGCAGUAUCGGUACGAACGCUUGCCCGCAGCGAGAAGAAUCGCAAGGAACCAUCGUUACAGGGGUGCMAUGUUUCCAUGGGAGAGCGCAUUAACAGGUCUUGAAACGUCGCCAGGUUCCAAAUAUGGUUCAUUCCAAAUCCACGUGACAGGUGACGUCGCCUAUGCAGCCAAGCUAUAUUGGUUGGCCACCAAAGAUCUUCAGUGGUUGAAACAAGUAGGGUUUGAAUUAGCCUUUCAAACCGCAGAAUUCUGGUCGAGUAGAGUAACUUAUGACAAAAAAAAGGAUCGUUACGUCAUCAAUUACGUCAUGCCUCCUGACGAGUACCAGUUCCCUGUCUAUAACUCGGUCUAUACCAACGUGGUUGCUAAACAAAAUCUGGAAUUUGCUAUAGAGUGCGGAAAAAUCCUAAACCGUUACGUACCAAAAAUAUGGGGAAAAGUAGCCAAGAAAAUGUACAUCCCAUUUGAUGAACAGCUUCAGUACCAUCCCGAGUUUGACGGCUUUGAUUUGACCAAAAAGACCAAACAAGCCGACGCUGUCUUGUUAGGAUAUCCCUUAAUGUACAACAUGAGUAGAGAGGUACGCCACAAUGAUCUCCUCUACUAUGAAAACAUUACUGAUCCUAAUGGCCCUGCUAUGACACAUGCCAUGACAGCCAUUGGAUGGCUUGAGGUCGGAGAAAAACAAAGAGCUGAUAGAGCUUUCUUGAAAAACUACGACAAUUUAAACGGACCAUUUAAGGUUUGGACCGAAAGAAUCAAUCGAAAGGGAGCAACCAACUUCAUAACUGGAGCUGGAGGGUUUCUUCAGGCAAUACUWUAUGGCUAYGGSGGCUUUCGCCUGAGACAAGAUCACAUGGAAUUCAACCCUCAGCUUACUCCUGGUAGUAAAAAGCUURCAAUCACUGGUGUCGACUACCUGGGCAACUCAAUGACUUUUGAGAUCAAAAAGAAGAAAGUUAAGAUAACGUUGACAUCAAACAAAGAAAUCGCGCCAGCACUAGAAGUCGUUGUGUACAAUAAAGUGCACAAGCUAGCGCUAAAAGAACCGAUUCUUGUGUCCAAAGGAAAAGGAAUUAUUAGAAUGAAACAACGUUAGACAUCACUAUGUUUGCUUUAUUAUUGAGUAAAAUCUUUCAUCUCUAAUGUGGACACCCUCUAUCACGACAGAACAAAUGAUAACAAUGUGUUUCUUUCUCUAUUUACUAGACUAGUGGAAAUCUUAUUGUGCUAAAUAAGCCAGUAUAUAUUGAUUAGUUGAUUGACGGAUUAACGACUGACUUAUUUGAAUGAUUGAUUGAUUGAUUUAUUCAGUUUUUAAUUGAUUGAUUGAUUGAUUCAGUCAGUGAUUAAUUGAUUGAUUGAUUGAUUGAUUGAUUGAUUGAUUGAUUGAUUCAAUUGAUUGAUUGUAUUCAGCGGUUGUCCAUAUUAGGGAAGUUAUCAGAUGUAAAUAUUUUGAUGUCAUUUCAAUAUAUUAAAGUUUAAUGUGUGAUAAGAUUGGUGCUUAUCGAGCAAAAAAGAGAAGAAAUUGUAAUGAUACGGUGACUUAAGUUGAAGCAUACAAUAAAUAUCUGAUAUAUUGA
Exaiptasia diaphana is the source of this 2746-nucleotide messenger RNA. RefSeq names its product protein-glucosylgalactosylhydroxylysine glucosidase. Gene Ontology annotation, biological process: carbohydrate metabolic process. The transcript is spliced from 7 exons. Gene Ontology annotation, molecular function: catalytic activity. NCBI's taxonomy places the organism in Eukaryota, Metazoa, Cnidaria, Anthozoa, Actiniaria, Aiptasiidae. The coding region runs from base 61 to 2262 and encodes 733 amino acids. The record is from RefSeq and is a predicted model, not a curated record.